Arabidopsis lyrata subsp. lyrata is the source of this 1589-nucleotide messenger RNA. RefSeq names its product dof zinc finger protein DOF4.6. Gene Ontology annotation, molecular function: DNA-binding transcription factor activity; DNA binding. The record is from RefSeq and is a predicted model, not a curated record. Lineage: Eukaryota; Viridiplantae; Streptophyta; Magnoliopsida; Brassicales; Brassicaceae. Gene Ontology annotation, biological process: regulation of DNA-templated transcription. The transcript has 2 exons. Bases 290 to 1330 code for a protein of 346 amino acids.
AGUAUUUGUUUAUUAAAGUACGACAAAGAUUCCCACUCGGAAUGUUUUAAUACUCUUAUAUUAUACAAUUUGUUCUUUCUCUCUUUCUCUCUCUACCAUAAAGCAAAUGUGAUCAGAGACAAAGCAUACAAAGAAGUUCCUCAUUCAAAAAAGAUUUCUCAGCCAUCAAAAUUCCCUUUCUCUUCAUCCAACAACAAAAAAAUACCCCUCUUUUUUCUUCCAAAUAGAGAAGUUAAUUAAGAAAAGGAAUUAUCAGGUUUUGUUUCGGCUGAUCUGAGAAAGUUCAUCUAUGGAUACGGCUCAAUGGCCACAGGAGAUUGUAGUGAAACCCUUGGAAGAAAUAGUAACAAACACACGCCCAAAGCCGCAACCGCAACCGCUUCAACCACAGCAGCCAUCUACGGCGGGUGGAGAGAGGAAGGCAAGGCCAGAAAAGGACCAAGCUGUAAACUGUCCGAGAUGUAACUCAACCAAUACAAAGUUUUGUUACUACAACAAUUAUAGUUUGACGCAACCAAGAUACUUCUGCAAAGGUUGUAGAAGGUAUUGGACCGAAGGCGGUUCGCUUAGGAACAUUCCUGUUGGCGGUGGCUCAAGAAAGAACAAGAGAUCUCACUCUUCUUCUUCUGAUAUUAGUAACAACAAUCACUCGGAUUCAGCACAACCAGCUACAAAGAAACAUCUCUCUGAUCAUCACCAUCACCUCAUGAGCAUGUCUCAACAAGGUUUGACGGGUCAAAACCCUAAAUUCCUCGAGACGACCCAACAAGAUCUCAAUUUAGGUUUUUCACCACAUGGGAUGAUCAGGACCAACUUCACUGACCUCAUCCAUAACAUUGGCAACAACAGCAACAACACUAACAAGAGCAACAACAAUAACAAUCCAUUGCUUGUUUCUUCAUGUUCUGCCAUGGCUACUUCUUCUCUGGAUCUCAUAAGAAACAAUAGUAAUAACGGGAAUUCAUCAAAUUCUUCCUUUAUGGGAUUUCCAGUUCAUAAUCAAGACCCAGCAUCAGGAGGGUUUUCAAUGCAAGAUCAUUACAAGCCUUGCAACACAAACACCACACUUCUAGGGUUUUCAUUAGAUCAUCAUCAGAAUAAUGGGUUUCAUGGAGGGUUUCAAGGAGGUGAAGAAGGUGGCGAAGGCGGUGAUGAUGUGAAUGGAAGGCACUUGUUUCCUUUUGAGGAUUUGAAAUUGCCGGUUUCUUCUUCAUCAGCAACAAUUAAUGUCGACAUUAAUGAACAUCAGAAGCGAGGAAGUGGUAGUGAUGCAGCUGCUACGUCUGGUGGGUAUUGGACUGGGAUGUUGAGUGGAGGAUCAUGGUGCUAAUUUCUCGGUUUGGUUGAUGAAGAUAGUCCAAUUAAUGGUUAAUUAUUGCUAUUUAUUUAAUUAAUCAUUAUGUUCUUAAUUUCGCUUUGAAUUUUCUUAUUGGUGGGGUUUUUUUUUUUUUUUUUUUUUUUUUUUUUGUUAACUUGGAUUUAAGGAUACUAUCGGGGGUGCAUGCAUAUUGAAUGACUUUAAUUUGUUUUGAAUUUUGUUAUCUCUAACACAGAUUAUAAAUGAUACAUUGGUUGGUCUUUUGAUGUUC